This is a messenger RNA of Prorocentrum cordatum, 2034 nucleotides long. NCBI's taxonomy places the organism in Eukaryota, Dinophyceae, Prorocentrales, Prorocentraceae. The record is from the annotation of a GenBank genome assembly.
AUGGCACAUGGAGGCAGCCAGGCCAAGCGGCUGCAGUUUUUUGUUUUAAAGUGCACCGGCAUCCAUGGCUACAUCAACAUGACCGAGUUCUUGCUCGGCUGCUUUCGACUGACCGGCGAGGCCAAGACCUUGGACUUGUUGAAGUUGCAGUACCAGUCCGAGUGGAUGAUGCACAACAUAAUGAAAAUCUUGGACGCCCUGAACGCGACUGUGCAAUGGGUGCCCGCCUCGACCUGCUCGUGCACCGCCGAUUCCAGCGCGAUGGUGUCCCUGCGCGUUGGCGUGCCCGCGCGCGCGCGCCAUGGCCGGCCGCGCGUCUCCGCGAGGCUGUCGCUGGGCACGCUGCAGCGCCCCGCCGUCGCUGUCUUCGAGGCCAUGGCUACCGCGGUGCGGCCGCACCGCGCCGAUGCGUCGCCGCAGCUGCAAACGCCGCCACACGCAGACUCGUGCGAAGAGGACGCGCUGCUCGGGGCUACCUUCCUCGCGAAAACAGCUCGUGCGCGCUGCGAACCUGGAGCCUCGGCCCUGACCACCUGGGCGUGGCCUCCGUGCGUGUUCCGCCAGCUCUGCCAGAGGAGGUCCUCGUCGGCGCGCGGUGUGGCGAGCGCGCGAGCGGACAGGGCAGCGAGUGCGAGCAGGGGCGACGGGCGGCUCGCAUACGCGCUCACGGGCGGCCAGGGCGUCUGGUAUUCGGGCAUGCGCGUGAGGUGGUCGACGGUAUGGAAUCGCAUGGAGGCAGGCGGCGCCGAGCAGGGCAGCCUGCAGGAGGCCCGCCGCCGCCGCGCCCGGGCGCGGCAGCCCGGUCGGCGGCCACGCCGCCCGCGACUGCGGCGCCGCGCGCGCUGGGCUGAGCCUCCGCGCAGGCGGGGCGUCGGCCUCCGCGGCCUCCGCGCGCUGCGGCCUCGUCUCGGCGGAGUCCGACUCGCUGGCGCACUCGCUGUCGCUCACGAUCGAGGGCGGAGCGUCGGCCGCUGCGGCCGCCGAGCGCUUCAACCUCUGCUCGGCGGAGUCCGAUUCGCCGGGCCGCUCGCUGUCGUUCACGAUCGAGGGUGUGUACGAGGCCGCCCCCUGGAGCGCGCCCCAGGCUGGAAGCAGGCCCGCGCCGGCGGCAGACCGCGGCGCCGGGCUGCGAGCAGGCUCUCCCCCGGCGGCGCCCGCGGCGUGGCCGGCGGGGCGGUGCGCCCUCGCGCUGGAGGGCCAGGGCGGGGCCGCCUCGGAGAGGAGCUCACGGCAGCGCGACGUCCAGCGCCUGCCCCUGCAGCCCCGUGGGCGACCCCUUGUGGCAGGUGCCGACGCCCACCAGGAGCGCGCCCUCCUCGCCGCACUGCUGCCCGCCCGCGCCCGACCAGCGCCCGCCCGCCGAGGGCGUGCGGCCGCCCGCCGCGGCGCGGCGUCCCGAGGGACAGCCGCUCCGCCCGGGGCGCGGCCAGGGCGUCGGGUUGCAGGCCGAGCGGGGAGGCGCGGAGGGAGGGCGGCGCCUGGGAGGCGGAGGCCAGGCCGGCGCCCCCGAGCGCAGGGGCGGAGGCCCCGCGGGCCCCCGCCGAGGCCGGGGCCGCCGCCGCCCGCCAGCCGAAGCCCAGCUGCGCGGACGUCGGCGUCGGCGGCCACGAGGUCGGCGAGGUCGCGGGGGACGCGCCCAGAGCAGCGGCCGCGGAGGGCGGCGGCGUCGCCGGCGCCGCCGGGGAGCCGCCCGAGGGCGAGGCACCGGGGGGCCCGGAGGACGUCGGCUCCUCGCAGGACUCCCGGGGCGAGGCCGGGCUCUCCCUGAGGGAGCGCGUGGCGCUGCUCGAGAAGUGCGGCGCGUCGUCCGGCGCGCUGAAGGUGGGCGCCCCGCCGGGGGGCCCACAGGAGGCGCCGCACGCCCCCGCGGCGUCGCUGAAGGAUCGGGUGGCGCUGCUGGAGAGGCUGUUCCUCCAGCGCGGGAGCGACCCGGCCCUGUGCGGCGCGGCGGGGUGUGGUGCCGCCAGCCCGGGCGGGGCGCCCUCGCCCCGACAGCCCGCGCGGGCGCAGGGUGGCGGCGAGGCCGAGGGCGCC